AUGGCUCGGCAGAAGAAGACAAAGAUCGAAGAUCUGGCUCGCAUCCGCAACAACCAGCGAAAUUGUCGAGAACGCAGGCGAGGGUACAUUGCAGAGCUCGAGCAGAAAGUGAAAUAUUAUGAAAAGGAGAGGGCUCAAUGCUGUACAAGACUUCAAGAUAAAGCACAAAACCUUCUUCGCGAGAACGAAGUUCUGAAAACGUUAUUUGAUCCAUCAAGCGUCAGUGAGGACCAGAGUCUCACAGACCGGUUAAAACGUCCUGAUGCGGAUUGGGAAGUCUCUGGGUAUAGAAGCAUCACAUACGUUCACCAAUAUUGCCAAUCAAGCUCCGCUGCUUGCCCACUCAAAUGGUACUGA
Penicillium arizonense is the source of this 357-nucleotide messenger RNA. Its product is annotated as bZIP transcription factor. Bases 1 to 357 code for a protein of 118 amino acids. Lineage: Eukaryota; Fungi; Ascomycota; Eurotiomycetes; Eurotiales; Aspergillaceae. The record is from RefSeq and is a predicted model, not a curated record. Gene Ontology annotation, molecular function: DNA-binding transcription factor activity. Gene Ontology annotation, biological process: regulation of DNA-templated transcription. The transcript is spliced from 3 exons.